AGGCGCAAUACCGCAGCUUCAACCUCUAGGUAGCAACUGCUUCACUCUUUCCUUCCUUAGUCCUGCUAUCCUCUGCAUUAUUUUUGCUCUCGAACCUCACGAAUAUUCCUGCCCUUACUGACGCAACCUACCGCCACGUUUCGACUGCACAUACCCGGAGAAGAGCGCUUCGUGGGGCGAACAGGUCGACUGAAGUCGUGGAAACCUGGAAGCCAUGUUUCGAGCUCAGCAGAACGUCUUUGAUGAUGUCGUGGUUAAGGCCACCGACGAGAAUCUGACCAGCGAGAACUGGGAAUACAUACUGGAUGUCUGUGACAAAGUCGGCUCACAAGAGUCGGGCGCCAAAGAUGCCGUCGCAGCCAUGAUCAAGCGGUUGGCGCAUCGCAAUGCCAACGUGCAACUUUAUACACUGGAACUGGCAAAUGCGUUGAGUCAGAACUGCGGAGUCAAUAUGCACAAAGAACUAGCUAGUAGGAGCUUCACGGAAGCGCUUCUGAGGUUGGCUGCGGAUAGGAACACCCACCAGCAGGUCAAGGCUAAGAUCUUGGAGCGAAUGGCUGAGUGGAGUGAGAUGUUCUCCAAAGAUCCGGAUCUGGGCAUCAUGCAGGGAGCUUACAUGAAGCUAAAAUCACAGAAUCCUAACCUGAGAGCGCCCUCCAAACCCCAGAAAACUCAAAUCACGGACACCGACCGGCAAAAGGAGGAAGAGGAGCUUCAAAUGGCCCUAGCACUCUCGAUAAAGGACAAGGCAUCUUCAGCGCCAUCAGCUGCCAAGUCAAAUGCCCCAACGGGGGGCAAUUCAAGCUCCCAGCCUACUCAACAAAGCUCAACGCCACUACCAUCUGGAACCACAGCCGCAACCGUUUCACGCGUACGAGGUCUGUUCGACUUCCAACCGUCCGAGCCUGGCGAAUUACAAUUUCGUAAAGGAGACAUCAUUGCUGUUCUUGAAUCGGUAUACAAGGAUUGGUGGAAGGGAUCUCUGAGGGGGCAAACGGGCAUUUUCCCACUGAACUAUGUGGAGAAGCUGCAGGACCCCACCAAAGAAGAGCUAGAGAGGGAGGCACAGAUGGAGGCUGAGGUAUUCGCGCAAAUCAGGAAUGUGGAAAAGUUGCUGGCAUUACUGAGCACAAGUUCAAGAGCAGGCGACGGUGACGCGAGAGACAACGAGGAGAUCACGAGUUUGUACCAUUCGACACUGGCAAUACGACCGAAGCUGAUUGAACUCAUCGGGAAAUACUCACAGAAGAAGGACGACUUCACACAGCUCAACGAAAAGUUCAUCAAGGCUCGCCGCGACUACGAGUCGCUCCUCGAAGCAUCAAUGUCACAACCACCACAACCUUCGUAUGGCCGGCCCGCAUACGGAUACGGAGCCCCGCCCCCACAGGCCGCGUAUGGCGCACCGCAAGGAGCACCAGGUUAUCCUCCGCAGAGCCCCCCUCCUCAAGAUCCAGGUCGUUUCUAUGGCGGGGGACCUCCAGGCGCUUCAUCAGAGCCCCCCUCACAAUACCCGGCUAGCCAGCCCACAGGCCCUGCCUUCUUCAUGGUCCCUCCAGGACAACAACCACAGCCACAACCACAACGAACCAGCCCAAAGCCCCAAGCAGAUCCCUACGCGCAGCCAUUGCGAGUGGGCCAAGGCCGACCCCAAUCAACCUUUGGACCCCAAGAACUCGCCACAGGCCAUUACGACUCCCCCAUCGACAACCGCGCCAGUUUCAUCCCCGGCCAGGCUCCACAAGCCUCCGCGCCCGGCUACGAAGGCUACGCGCCCUCAAAUAUCGCUCAAAGCCAACAUCCUGCGAACCAGCCACCACCGGGCUAUCCUCCUCAACAGCAGCCUCCUGCCACAGGAGCCCCUUACGAUGCUCUAUACUCCCCCCAGCAGCCUCCCUCAGACCCCUAUGGACACCCACAGCCGCCAUCGCAUGCGCCGCCGGGAGUACCUAGCUCGCCCCCACCACCAGGCGCGGGCUAUCAAGCGUAUCAGCCACCUGGACGAACAGGCCCGUAUGCGGCGGGAUGGGCGCCAAGAGGGCAGGAAGCAGGUGCAGGAGCAGGGCAGGGAGACGGCGGAGAUGAGGGGUUCUACAGGUGAAGUACUGGCAAUUAUUUGGAAAACGAGGCUCUUCGUGGAUUCUUAGGGGUUAAGCGUAGUGCUUGAUUAUCGAUCAUCUUGAGGUCGUAAUUUGUAAAUUCUUGACCGAGAAGGGAAAAGGGGGAGGCCGGAGGAACUGGUUUGGUAGCAUGGCGUUGGCCUCGUUACCAUGUGGGAUUGGAGACGAGAAAGCAUGAAGGCAGAGCAUGGCGCCUGAUUAUCUCAUCUCGAUAGUGUAAAAUGAUCAACGAGUUUCGAUUCAGUC
This is a messenger RNA of Mytilinidion resinicola, 2366 nucleotides long. RefSeq lists its product as uncharacterized. The transcript is spliced from 7 exons. NCBI's taxonomy places the organism in Eukaryota, Fungi, Ascomycota, Dothideomycetes, Mytilinidiales, Mytilinidiaceae. Bases 215 to 2101 code for a protein of 628 amino acids. Gene Ontology annotation, molecular function: ubiquitin binding; phosphatidylinositol binding. The record is from RefSeq and is a predicted model, not a curated record. Gene Ontology annotation, cellular component: ESCRT-0 complex. Gene Ontology annotation, biological process: protein transport to vacuole involved in ubiquitin-dependent protein catabolic process via the multivesicular body sorting pathway.